AUGUAUACCUCUCUGGCUUUGGCAUUGUCCCUCAGCUCCUGCCUGUUGGCGGGCGCUCAAGCGCAAACUACUGUUGCGGCUUGGAACCAAUGUGGCGGCCUCCAAUACACCGGCUCCACGAUAUGUGUUAGCGGUUCCGGAUGCGUCAAGCUGAAUGACUACUAUUCGCAGUGCCAGCCUGGUGCCGCGACGGUAACGUCGGCGGUUUCGUCAUCAACCACUGUCGUUCCGUCAGUCAGCUCGUCGACUAUUACUACCAGUGCUGCCUCCACUACUUCACCUGGACUUCACACGCUCGCCAAAGCAAAGGGGUUGGUGUACUUUGGAAGCGCAACCGACAACGGGGAGCUGACCGAUGCACCCUAUAAGGCAAUCCUCAGCGACAAUUCCGAAUUCGGUCAGCUCACACCGGGAAACUCGCAGAAGUGGGAUGCUACCGAGGGGACCCGCGGUACCUUCACCUUCACCCGCGGCGAUGAAAUCGUUGCACUGGCGAAGGCGAACGGCCAGCUCGUUCGCGGACACACGUUGGUUUGGCACUCGCAGCUUCCGUCAUGGGUAUCGAGCGGUGGCUUCGAUAAUGCCACUCUGAUUUCGAUUAUGGAGAACCAUGUCACGCAGGUGGCCACACACUACAAAGGCCAGAUAUAUGCUUGGGAUGUGCUCAACGAAAUCUUCAACGAAGAUGGGACCUUCCGGGAGUCGGUAUUCUACACCACCAUAGGCGAAGCAUACGUUGCGAUAGCCUUGCGCGCGGCGCGCGCAGCCGAUCCCGAUGCGAAGCUGUACAUCAACGACUACAACGUCGACGGCACCGGUGCAAAGUCCACCGCCAUGUACAACCUUGUGGCUAAGCUCAUUGCCCAAGGCGUGCCGAUUGACGGCAUCGGUAUUCAGGCCCACCUAAUCUCAGGAUCGGUACCGAGUACGCUCCAGGCAAACUGGGAACAAUUUGCGAGCCUCGGUGUCGAUGUUGCCCUGACCGAGGUAGACAUCAGGAUUACCCUUCCGACCACGGAUGCGAAACUGGCACAGCAGGCUACCGACUAUAAGAAUGUUGUUGCCGCGUGCGUGGCGAUCCCCAAGUGCAUAGGCAUCACCAUCUGGGAUUACACCGAUAAAUACUCCUGGAUCCCGUCCGUGUUCAGUACCCAAGGAGCAGCCCUGCCAUGGGACGAAAACCUGGUGAAGAAGCCAGCUUACGCUGCUAUUGCGGAAGCUCUCGCCUGA
This is a messenger RNA of Tricharina praecox, 1230 nucleotides long. RefSeq names its product endo-1,4-beta-xylanase C precursor. Gene Ontology annotation, cellular component: extracellular region. The coding region runs from base 1 to 1230 and encodes 409 amino acids. Gene Ontology annotation, biological process: carbohydrate metabolic process. Lineage: Eukaryota; Fungi; Ascomycota; Pezizomycetes; Pezizales; Pyronemataceae. The transcript has 12 exons. The record is from RefSeq and is a predicted model, not a curated record. Gene Ontology annotation, molecular function: hydrolase activity, hydrolyzing O-glycosyl compounds; cellulose binding.